Molecule: messenger RNA, 1036 nt
Organism: Tripterygium wilfordii
Lineage: Eukaryota; Viridiplantae; Streptophyta; Magnoliopsida; Celastrales; Celastraceae
Product: LOB domain-containing protein 20-like
Exons: 2
Coding region: 131-871 (246 amino acids)
Biological process (GO): hormone-mediated signaling pathway; positive regulation of DNA-templated transcription
Cellular component (GO): nucleus
Source: RefSeq, a predicted model, not a curated record
GAAGGCUUGGCACAUUGACCUCGCCAAUCUAUUCACGAGACUAACGUGCCCAUCCCCCCUCUUCCAUUUGCUUCACAUAUAAGCGCCUACACACACAUAUGCACACACCUUCCUCGCUUGUUCUUUCUCAAUGGCUGAUCAUGGACGGCCCUACGAGACCACGCGUCGGAAAGGCGUUGGCAAGCCUACUGCCUCCGCUGUGGAAGAGUCCGACCAUGUUGUGGUGGCACCAAACCCAACCGCCCCUUGUGGAGCAUGCAAGUUCUUGAGGAGAAAGUGCAUAAACGGGUGCAUAUUUUCACCCCACUUUGGGUCUGACCAGGGUGCAGCCCGGUUCGCUGCCGUUCACAAGGUAUUUGGUGCUAGUAAUGUCUCCAAGCUCCUCUUGCACAUUCCUGUGCUCCGCCGCCACGACGCUGUUGUCACGAUCUCCUACGAGGCUCAGGCCAGGCUGUCAGACCCGGUUUACGGUUGUGUCUCCACCAUACUUGCUCUACAACAGCAGGUCGCGUCUAUGCAAGAAGAGCUAGCAAUGGUGCAAGCGCAACUAAUAAAUAGUAGACUUGCCAUGGCAAACACGCUACAAGAGCAGAACCACCAUUACUUCCAUAACCAACAACAACAAAUUGCGAUGCUCCAACCCUCGUACUCGAACAAUUCAUCGGCUUCCACAACAAAUCUGAUGAUCAACACGAGUACUACCUUCACUUCCAAUUUUGAUCUUGAAAAUGCACCAUCGGUUCCAUCUUCGCAUAGCAUGGAGCCAGUAGUACUCCAGCAACAGCAUUUCUCGAGGACAUUCCAAGACGAGGAGAGUCGAAUUCCUGUCACGUUUGCCAAUGAAAUGCUUCACCGAAGAGAAGUGCUAUAAAGUUAUCUUAAUCUCCUUGAUUUCUUAGUUUCUUUAGGGUUAUAAAGUUGUCUUAAUUUCCUUGCUUUCUGAGUUUCAUUUCUCUUUUUUUUUUCCUUGUACAUCAUACAAGUUUGUUAAUUAGACAUUUGAAUUGGGCUUAACGAUAGGCUAAAUUGAGUCAAA